Messenger RNA from Nothobranchius furzeri (turquoise killifish), 1038 nucleotides. It is a transcript of the gene bricd5, whose product is annotated as BRICHOS domain containing 5. NCBI's taxonomy places the organism in Eukaryota, Metazoa, Chordata, Actinopteri, Cyprinodontiformes, Nothobranchiidae. The record is from RefSeq and is a predicted model, not a curated record. Gene Ontology annotation, biological process: regulation of cell population proliferation.
GAAGAGGAGAGAAGAAAGUGGGAGGUCUGAGGGGUGCGUGGGGGCCAAAAAGAAGCUGUUGCGGUGCACUGAGUCUCAGUCAGUGCUGGUAAUGGACACAACUCCACGCCGAUAGCUGUGAGAAGGGAGUCGACAGAGUGAGGAGUCGUCACGGGACACAGGAUGGUGAGGUGCUGGAAGCGUUCAGAGGAGUGUCUGGAGGAAGAACACUGCACGGUGAGCACCAUCUGCUCUGACGAUACAUUUAAACACCACUGGUUCAUGUAUGUGGAACCAUCUCCUCAGGACGGGGCUCCUGUCUGGUCCCAAUGUCCACACAAGGUGUUCUGGAUCGGCCUCUCAGCCCUGCUGCUCCUGCUCGCUGUUGCCCUCCUCGGGUCGAUGGGGCACCUCUGGAUGUCCGGGCCCAGGUCUCAGUCCUCGCAUAUAGUGAGAAUCUCUGCACCUGAUCAGAAUGGUGUCCUGUUCAACCAGUCAGCCGUCGUGGACCAGUUGAAUGAGCUGGUGACAUUUUCAGUGACUGCACCAGUAAACCAGACAUCCACUGUUCUUUUUGAUGUCAAACAGGGUCUGAUUUGCUACAAACCUGUCGACCGGGACGUCUGCUUCCUCCAAACGAUGGAGCGGUCCGACUUCGACAACGUGAACCCCCUCCUCAACCAAUCCACACUAGAGCAGAGGCGGUUUCAGAUUCCCAGUAAUGAGACUCAGAGGCAGACGGAGUUUCUGGGAGUGCUGGCAGCCAGUCGGGUGAACGUGUCCUCGCUGGAGGAACCAGUUCAGGUUCUGUGUCGGGACAGGUCCAUCCACUGGACCCGAAGGGCUGAUGGUCCAGGCAAACAGAGGCUGGUCUACUUCUGCAUCGACAUCUGCUUCCCCAGCAACAUCUGUGUAUCCGUGUGCUUCUACUAUCUGCCUGAGUGACUGUGUCCUUACAGCACGAAGAUCAGCUGUUUCUGCUUCAUCCGAGUGUUCCCCUUGAGCCUGACCCCUCCUGCUUCUGUCUGAAGAAAAGAAAACACAAAUGUGUGUUUCUAA